Messenger RNA from Trichechus manatus latirostris (Florida manatee), 1021 nucleotides. It is a transcript of the gene PSMG1, whose product is annotated as proteasome assembly chaperone 1. Gene Ontology annotation, molecular function: proteasome binding. NCBI's taxonomy places the organism in Eukaryota, Metazoa, Chordata, Mammalia, Sirenia, Trichechidae. Gene Ontology annotation, biological process: proteasome core complex assembly. The record is from RefSeq and is a predicted model, not a curated record. Bases 49 to 912 code for a protein of 287 amino acids. The transcript is spliced from 7 exons. Gene Ontology annotation, cellular component: endoplasmic reticulum.
GUGCGUAAGCCCGCGGCGCCGCAGUUGGGCCCGGGGGCCGAGGCGGCUAUGGCUGCCACGUUCUUCGGGGAGGUGGUGAAGGGCCCGUGCCGAGCUGGCACGGAGGACGAGGAAGAGGAGGAGGACAAGAGGGAGACGCCUGAGGACAAGGAUGUCCGGCGGCAGCUGAUGCGAAAGAGGGAAGUACGGCUUCUUCGAAGACAAACAAAAACAUCUUUGGAAGUUUCCCUGCUAGAAAAGUAUCCUUGUUCCAAGUUUAUAAUUGCGAUAGGAAAUAACGCGGUAGCAUUUUUGUCUUCAUUUGUUAUGAACUCAGGCGUCUGGGAAGAAGUUGGUUGUGCUAAACUGUGGAAUGAAUGGUGUAGAACCACAGACGCGAUCAGUCUGUCCCCCACAGAGGCUUUUUGUGUGUUUUAUCAUCUAAAAUCGAAUCCUUCGGUUUUUCUUUGUCAGUGCAGUUGCUACGUUGCCGAAGAUCAGCAGUAUCAGUGGCUGGAAAAGGUUUUUGGCUCUUGUCCAAAAAAGAACAUGCAGAUAACUAUUCUCACGAGUCGACAUAUCACGGACUAUAAAACUUCAGAAUCUACCUGCAGCCUGCCGUCUCCUUUCCUGAGAGCCCUAAAAACACAGAGCUUCAAAGAUCCGGUGUGUUGUUCGCUGCUAGAACAGCCAAAUAUUGUACAUGAUCUUCCUGCAGCAGUUCUCAGUUAUUGUCAAGUAUGGCGAAUUCCUGCAAUUCUGUACUUGUGUUAUACUGAUGUCAUGAAACUAGACCCCAUUACAGUAGAAGCUUUUAAGCCUAUACUUUCUUCCAGAAGCUUGAAAGGUUUGGUUAAGAAUAUUCCCCAGAGCACAGAGAUGCUGAAGAAACUGAUGACAACAAAUGAGAUUCAGAGUAACAUUUACACAUGAUUCUAAAGAUCGUUUUUAUAAUGUGUAUUACCUGCCUUUCCCUUGAAGGGGAGCAGUGUGUACUAUUUUUUUGGUUAGUUUUUUUUUUUUUGGUGGGGGGAUAUUUUGA